UCACAUAACCGAAGGAUCAAGCUAUGGCUCGAUUAUCCAUAUGUUUACUCGUAAUUUUCCUAGCCAUUGUGGCUGAGGCAGCUCCUCAAAAGCCAAAGAAAGCAAGAAAGUGCCGUGACAAGAAGAACUACCCUGUAUGUUUCAAAACUAAAAACCUCUAUUGCCCACCAGAGUGUCCUCGUAACUGUUAUGUGGAUUGUGCUACAUGCACCCCAGUUUGCUCAAAGCCAUCUAAAUCUCCACCACCUUCUCUGAGCCCACCUCCAACUACGUCCACCCCACCUUCAUCAAGCACUCCACCUCCAGCAACUACUACCCCCCCUACUCAAUAUCCUCCACCCCCACCAGAUUCAAGUGAAUCAGCUCCAAUGAGAGCUAGGUGCAAAAACAGGAACUAUGCCACUUGCUAUGGUCAGGAGUACACCUGUCCUAGUGCCUGCCCCUAUCAAUGUGAGGUUGAUUGUACCAUUUGCAAGGCUGUUUGCAACUGUGACCGGCCAGGUGCUGUGUGCCAAGACCCGCGGUUCAUCGGUGGAGAUGGAAUCACCUUCUACUUCCAUGGAAAAAAAGACCGAGACUUUUGCAUAGUUUCUGAUUCUAACUUACACAUCAAUGCUCACUUCAUCGGUCGCCGCAACGAAAAGUUGACGAGGGACUUCACUUGGGUGCAAUCUCUAGGCAUUCUCUUUGGCACCCAUAAACUCUUCAUCGGUGCUCAAAAGACAGCUACAUGGGAUGACUCCGUCGACCGCCUUUCGUUAGCCUUAGAUGGAGAGCCCAUAUACCUCCCUGGUGGGGAAGGCAUGAAGUGGAAGGCAGAAAUAUCACCAAGUGUGACCAUCACAAGGUCUAGUGACGCAAAUGCUGUAGUCAUCGAAGCGGAAGACAAUUUCAAGAUCAAGGCAGCCGUGGUGCCUAUUACACAGAAGGAUUCAAGAAUUCACAACUAUGGCAUUGCCUCAGAGAAUUGCUUUGCACAUCUUGAUUUGAGCUUCAAGUUCUACAAAUUGAGUGGAGAUGUAAAUGGUGUUCUAGGCCAGACAUAUGGUAGCAACUAUGUGAGUAGGGUUAAGAUGGGGGUUCUCAUGCCUGUUUUGGGCGGUGAAAAGGAAUUUGCAUCUUCAAAUAUUUUUGCUACAGACUGUGCUGUUGCUCGAUUUAGUGGUCAGCAUCCUAGGGGCAAUUCUUCAGAGAAUUUCGAGUAUGCCAACUUACAUUGUGCUAGUGGAAUCGAUGGUCGUGGAGUUGUCUGCAAUAGAUAAAAUUAUCUCUCUGACUCUCGCAGAAAGCUAUAAAAAGCAGUUCUAUAUUAAGUUUAUAAUAAGGUCAGAUCUAUACUAGAAUAGGUCAGGCUGGUUCCAGUUUGUAAUCAUGAAUAUUUUCUUGCUUCACUAAUAUGAUUCAAUAAUUGUUUGUGU
This is a messenger RNA of Populus euphratica (Euphrates poplar), 1418 nucleotides long. RefSeq lists its product as uncharacterized. The transcript is spliced from 2 exons. The coding region runs from base 24 to 1262 and encodes 412 amino acids. NCBI's taxonomy places the organism in Eukaryota, Viridiplantae, Streptophyta, Magnoliopsida, Malpighiales, Salicaceae. The record is from RefSeq and is a predicted model, not a curated record.